GGCGAGAACAGAGCAGUGUGCGCGGAAUGACGUCAUGUGACGGAUCGGUCCCGCGUGCACUCACUCAGUGCUGCUCCGCUCCGCAUCCCUCAGCGGACUCUCUGCGCUCUUGUUUGGAAGACCAAUCCUGGAGCAAAAGUACCAUCUCUGGAUUUGUGCUUUUUGAGGAUUUUACAAGACCCUAUUGUGAUGUAAAGCUGCAAGAACAUGCCGCUGUGUCAUAUGAAAGUUUCCAGAUCAUCAGGAAAACGAAUUUGUGAAUACAGAAAUGUGUAAUUAUGAAGUUGGGGUCGCUGGACACAGGGGCCCUUCCCCCCGUCUCGAUGCCUGUCACAGAGCAGCCAUGCUGGGCUUCAUCUGAAGGGAUGCACCAUGGUGUGAUCACACGUCUGUCUUACCCCAGCCUCAAUGAAUCGCACGAAUGAAUGUACAUUACUGUGGCAAAGGGAAUUAGCUCAGUUGCAUAGGGACUUUGGAUUUGGGAAUACCGGAACCAGUCGGAGAGCGUUGGAUUUUUAUUUGAAGAAGUGCAGCGGAUUCUUCAAGGAGUGUUUUUGGAAGAUGUCUGAGAAAGGAGCCGAGGCGUCUACAUCUACAAAGCGGAAGCAGGUGAUUCAUGGUCUGGAAGAUCAGAAAAAGAUCUACACGGACUGGGCGAAUCACUACUUGGCCAGAUCGGGACACAAGCGGCUGAUAAAAGACCUGCAGCAGGAUGUGAGCGACGGCGUGCUGCUGGCUGAGAUCAUCCAGGUCAUCGCAAAUGAGAAGAUUGAGGACAUUAAUGGAUGCCCCAAGAGUCGUUCUCAGAUGAUCGAGAACAUUGAUGCCUGUCUGAGUUUCCUGGCAGCCAAAGGUGUGAACAUACAGGGACUUUCAGCUGAAGAGAUCCGGAAUGGAAACCUGAAAGCCAUAUUGGGGCUCUUCUUUAGCCUGUCUCGAUACAAGCAGCAGCAGCAGACGACGAACAGACAGACGCACACACAACACACACAUCCACACACUCCCUUAAGCCAGCAGAGCAGCGCCCCGGCCCAGCUGACCUCCACCUCACAUGGGACGCACACACACAAAACACAGCCAGAGAUGCAGUCCAGGGAUGGCUCUCAGAGCAAACUCAAGUUUUCCAUUGGUCAGAAAAAGUCUUCUAGAUUGCCUGGCCCCACCUCGAGGAUGUCCACUGCAGGCAGUGAGAGUUCUCCUCGAGGGUCCAUCAGUUCAGCAGGGAAUCGCCGCAGUCAGGUGUUCAGCGAUAAAGCCAAACCUGCAGCAGCUCAGGCCAAAGAAUCAUCAGAGAGUGUCUCCUCACAAGGCGUGACUGAGCACACUCUGUCAUCCCCUGCGUCCGCCUUCACCUCUGUUAGCACCAGCACUGUGGCAUCUUCAUCAUCAUCAGCCAUCCCCCAGCCCAACUCAAGUAACAAACCCUGGAGAAGCAAAUCUCAGAGCACCAAGCACACUGCUACCUCCACCGCUCCCUCCACGGUGCUUUCCAUCAAACCAGAUCUCCAAGCCAAGCAGCCCGUGCCUGCAGAGCCCCCACCGAAAGCUGUGCCUCAGAAGUCCAUGCUGGAGAAACUCAAACUUUUCAACAGCAAAGGAGGCUCCAAGUCAUCUACGCAAGCAGAGGGCGCCGUUACGCCGACAGAGUCAAAAGUUGAAAGAGUCGAGAUUGGUUACAAUACAAAACCCACUGAGGAAAUGGAUGGUAAUGUCAGGCCCACGAACGGAUCGAGUGCCGUUAUGACGACAACCAGCAGCCCAAAGAUUGCACUAAAGGGCAUCGCACAACGGACUUUUAGCCGGGCACUCACAGCAAAAAAAGCCUCAACUAAAUCCAUAGAUAAAGAAAAGGAAAAAGAACGAGCUAAAGAAAAAGACAAAAAUGGAAAAGAGGGGUCAAAGCGUGUUCCUUCCUUAGAAAAGGUAGAGAUCAAAGAGGAAGUUAGGGAGGAAGUUGUUCCCUCAAGCAGGGUUGCUCCCUCCGAGGCAGAGCCCAGGAAAGCCUCUAAGAUCGCCAGCUUCAUACCCAAAGGCGGCAAAGUGGGAGGCAACAAGAAAGAUAGCCCUGCCCCUGUGCAAAGUGGAAUUCCAAAACCAGGAAGUAAAAACACUGGAAAUGGAGCGGUAAAAAGUUCAGCGUUGCCCCUCGGUGGUAAAGACAAUGAGAGGCCUCGCAGUAUGCGUCUGGGAGGGGGACUGGGACUUCAUAGGGACAGCCGGCAUUCCUCGUCCUCUUCCAGCCUGGCUUCCACUGAGGGGAAAGGACACCACAGCGCCGCCCCUGUGGCCAACGGAACACAAUCCACGGCCUGCAACACAAUCAGUGUGCAGCUGCCUCAGCCACAGCAGCAGUACAGCCACCCCAACACAGCCACCGUAGCACCCUUCAUGUAUAGGUCACACAAUGAUGCAGAUGGACCCAUAGGCACAAACCCAAGCUCUGGAUGUCGUAGUAGUGAUUCCAGUAGCUUCAGUAAGCUCAACCAGUCUUCUACUGAGGACCUGUCAGGUGAAGAUCCAGAGACCAGACGUCUGAGGACGGUUAAAAAUAUUGCUGACCUGCGGCAGAAUUUAGAAGAGACCAUGUCAAGUUUGCGGGGGACGCAGAUCACACACAGCACACUGGAGACCACUUUUGAUGGUAGUGUUACUACUGAAAUGAGCAGUCGCAGCAUCCUCAGCAUGGCAUCUCGCCCUGCGCCACUGUCCUGGGCCAGUCGCAUGGGUCAGUCCAGCCCCCGUCUACAAGCAGGAGAUGCUCCCUCGGUUGGUAACGGGUAUCAGUCCCGCAGUGGAGGUGUGGCGUCCGGCCAGGGCCGGUAUCUGUACCCGGCUCCUCUACGGAAGCAGCUGGCAGCGCGUGGAAGCGCCCUCUGUGGCCUGGAGCUGGGAGACAGGGUGGAGGAUCUGGAGCUGGCAGGUGUGGGGCUGGAGAUGAGCGGCUACAUGAGUGAUGGAGACGUGCUGGCUAAGAAUGCCCGCUCUGAUGAGCUGACCAGUGGGUACAUGACGGAUGGGGGACUGAGUCUGUAUACACGACGACUGAACCGUUUGCCGGAUGGAAUGGCAAUGGUACGGGAAAGUCUGCAGCGUAAAGCCUCCACCGGCCAGGGAGACGCCGACAGUUGGGAUGACAGUAGUUCAGUCAGCAGUGGGAUCAGUGAUGCUAUUGAUACUGAUGACAUCAACACCAGCUCCUCUAUAAGCUCUUAUGCCAACACCCCCGCCGCGUCCCGUAAGACUUUGAACGGACAGCCUCAGACAGAUGCAGAGAAGCAUUCAGCAACCGAACGCAACACUGCUCGGUCCAGUGAUGAGGGCAAGAUGAAGUCAGACGGGGGUUUGGAUUGCGGCAUCAAAAUGGAAGCGGCUCUGAAGUGGCGGCGGAACCCUUCAGAUGUUUCGGAGGAGUCAGAUAAGAGCAGCUCUGGACGGAAAACUGCACCAAUCACUCAGACGGGCUCCUGGAGGAGGGGCAUGAGUGCGCAGGUGGGCGUGACCGAACCACGGACAAAGAGUACAACUGUAACAUCAGGAACUGGGAUGAUUAAGACACAAGGGACAGGUAAAACAGAUGACGCCAAGGUCUCCGAAAAAGGCCGCAGGUCUCCCAGUUCCAACAUCGUCCAGCAUUCCUCCUCGGAUGCCGGUCGAAGCAGCGAAGAUGAAGCCAAGAAAACGUCCACAGGCCGAGUCCCCACAAGCACAUUUGGUUUCAAGAAGCCUAAUGGCGUCCACGGGCCGACCACUGUAGUGACCACCUCCAACUUCACUCUGGUGACAGCGAGUGGCGCCACCAUUACCAGCGGCUCCGCCACCCUGGGCAAGAUUCCCAAAUCCUCUGCCCUUCUGGUCGGAGGGAGAGGGACGUUAAAAGGGGCUGUGGAUGGUUUAUUGCCCCCUCAAGAAGAUGGCUACCUGUCCCCCAGUGCUCGUUCAAUGCUGCAGUACCGAAGUCUACCUCGACCUUCUCGUUCUGGAGCUGCGGCCCGUAACGGAAACCGAUCGUCCACAAGCAGCAUCGAGUCAAGCUUGAGCUCCCGGACGCAUGUCCUUACUGCCGCCACGACCAGCAAACCGAGAGAUUCUGGCACUAAAAUCAACGGACACACAAUCCAAGCCAAUCAGACGGACAAAGAGAAGGGCGUUUCGGGAGGAGGGGCGGCAACUAUCCCACUGACAGCGAGACAGGGAAACAAGUAUAGCGAGGUCUCGUCUCCAACAUUAAGAAGACUUUUUGGUGGUAAGGCUGCUAAACAGCCCCCAGUUACCUCUGCAGAGAGCAUGAAAAACUCAGUCGUCAUCUCCAACCCCCACGCUACCCUUGGGCACACCCAGUCCUCCGGUGGGCCCUUGGACUCCCCCUCCACAAUAUCAGGCAGCGGCGCCAGCAGUCCCCUGUACGGGGGUCGCGGCGCCAGCGUAGGGGGCAGCGAACAAGCUUCGAGCCCUGGUUCGGUGUACUCAACGGGGACUGGGACCUGGGGCACCACUAUCAGCAGCUCUUCGGCCCUCGGCUACCCCUCCGUCAGCAGCAUGCACACCAGCAGCGAGUCCAUCGACAUGUCAGUGGGCAGCGGGCAUCACCGUGAAGAUGUCCACCUGGCACUGAUGAGGACGGGUAGUGCCAAGACAGGCAUGUCAGAGAGUCCCCUCUCCUCUCCCUCUGCAAGUCCUAAAUUCAGCCGUAACACAUUGCCCCGGAAGCAAGACAGGUACGCCCCUUCACCACAUCUGCGUCAGGAAGAGGCACGUGAUUGGCUGCGCUCACAUUCGGGCAGUGGAUUGCAGGACUCUGCCAGUAACUCUCCCUUCUCCACCGGCUCCAGCUUGACGUCACCAUCUGGAACGCGGUUUAACUUUGCUCAACUUGGAAGCCCCACCACGGGUGCUCAGAUUAAUCUAGCCAGCCUGCGCAACAACAGCCUGACCAAUCAGGACAACCCGCUGGACAGCCAUGGUGAUUCCCGUCUGCGCAACUCCUGCAUGUCGCUGGAUGAGAAGAACCGAACCAUGAGCCGGUCGGGAUCCUUCAGGGACGGGUUCGAGGAAGUUCAUGGAUCAUCCCUCUCGCUGGUGUCCAGCACCUCUUCUGUCUAUUCAACGACCGAGGAGAAAUCACAGUCAGAGAUCCGCAAGCUGCGUCGAGAACUGGACGCCUCCCAGGAAAAGGUGUCCGCCCUGACAACGCAACUCAGUGCUAAUGCCCACCUGGUGGCAGCGUUUGAGCAGAGUUUGGGCAACAUGACCAUCCGACUCAAGAGCCUCACAAUGACUGCAGAACAGAAAGACUCUGAGCUGAAUGAGUUGAGGAAAACAAUUGAGCUGCUAAAGAAGCAAAACGCAGUGGCUCAAGCGGCCAUCAACGGCGUCAUCAAUACUCCAGAACUCACCUGCAAGAGUGAACGCACAGGUAAUAACGGAGCGCAGCCGGACCUGCGCAUGCGUAGACAGCACUCAUCUGACAGCGUCUCCAGCAUCACCAGCGCCACCAGCCACUCCAGCCUGGGCUCCAACAUGGACAACCCUGACUCCAACAGCAAGAAGAAGAAGAAGAACUGGCUGCGGAGCUCCUUCAAACAGGCCUUCAGUAAGAAGAAAUCACCCAAAUCAGCUUCGUCCCACUCAGACAUUGAGGAGAUGACAGAUUCCUCUCGCCCUUCCUCUCCCAAACUCCCUCACAACGGCACCAGCACCUCGGCUCUGCGGCUCCGCAACACACACUCCAGCUCAAUGCUGUCCGACUGUCUGGAUGGGGAGGCGGAGACUGUGAUGCAGCUGCGCAGCGAGCUACGAGAGAAGGAGAUGAAGUUGACGGACAUUCGAUUGGAAGCCCUAAGCUCCGCCCACCAGCUGGACCAGCUGCGGGAGGCUAUGAACCGCAUGCAGGUGGAGAUCGAGAAGUUAAAGGUGGAAAAUGACCAUCUUAAGUUGGAAAGCCAAGCCAGUGGGAGCAGAGCGUCCUCUCAAGUGUCCGUCUAUAACCCGACCCUGACCCCUACACCUGGCCUGUCUCAACACAGCCUCAACCUCACAGAGUCCACCAGCUUCGACAUGUUGUUGGAUGACUCUGGUGGAGACGGAAGCUCUCGUAAAGAGAGCAGACAUGUGAAAAUAGUUGUCAGUCUUCAAGAGGACGUCACAUGGAAAGAGGACUGCAGGACUCGAGACUAUCUGAUUGGCUGCAUUGGUGUCAGUGGAAAAACCAAGUGGGACGUUCUGGAUGGGGUCGUACGGCGCUUGUUUAAGGAGUAUAUUAGACAUGUAGAUCCGGUCAGUCAUCUGGGUCUGGGUUCAGACAGUGUGGAGGGUUAUCGUAUUGGAGACGUGAUCCGGUCCGGAGGAGCAGACACACCUGAACUCCUGCCCUGUGGAUACCUCGUGGGAGAGAAUGACACAAUCAACAUCUCGCUGAAAGAUGUGAACUCUCAGUCGGAGGAUUCUCUGGUCUUCGAGACGCUGAUCCCCAAACCCAUGCUCCAGCGCUAUGUGUCUUUGCUCCAGGAACAUCGCAGGAUCAUCCUUUCAGGCCCCAGCGGCACUGGGAAAUCCUAUCUGGCCCACAGACUGGCAGAGCAUCUGGCGCUGCGAGAAGGCAGACUGCCCAAUGAGAGCAACAUCGUCACCUUCAACGUCGACCAUAAAUCCAGCAAGGAGCUGCGUCAGUACUUGGCUAAUAUAGUGGAGCAGUGCAGCGCUGACGGACAGGACACUGAAGCCCCUCUGUUGCUAAUUCUGGACAACCUUCAUCACAUCAGCUCACUGGGAGAGAUCUUCAACGGCUUGCUGAACUGCAAAUACCAACGCUGCCCGUAUAUAAUCGGCACGAUGAGUCAGGCGACAUCUUCUGCUCCAAACCUGCAGCUUCAUCAUAACUUCAGAUGGGUGCUGUGUGCUAACCACAUGGAGCCGGUAAAAGGUUUCCUUGGCCGGUUUCUGAGGAGGAAGCUGAUCGAGACAGAGAUCGGCAGCCGAGCACGUAACCCGGAGCUGGUGAAGAUCAUAGACUGGAUCCCUCAGGUCUGGCACCACCUCAACCGCUUCCUGGAGGCCCACAGCUCCUCCGAUGUGACCAUUGGUCCACGUUUGUUCCUGUCAUGUCCGAUGGAUGUGGACGGUUCUCGUGUGUGGUUCACUGACCUGUGGAACUACUCCAUCAUCCCCUACAUGCUGGAGGCUGUGAGAGAAGGCUUACAGCUGUAUGGUCGCAGAGCUGCAUGGGAGGAUCCUGCGCUGUGGGUUCUGGAGACUUUUCCAUGGGCAGCCUCUCAUCAGCACCCUGAUUGGCCAGCUCUGCUGCAGCUCCGCCCAGAGGACGUGGGCUUCGAUGGAUACUCCGCCUCCAGAGAGGGCCUUAACAAACAGAGUACUCAGAGUGACAGUGAUGCCGACCCGCUGAUGAACAUGCUCCUGCGUCUGAAAGAGGCGGCCAGCUGCUCCAGCCCGCAGAGCUAUGACAGCGACUCCAAUAGUAACAGUCAUCAUGACGACAUCCUGGACUCUUCGCUGGAGUCCACGCUAUGAUCCAGCCUGAUCCGUUAUGCCAUUUAACUCCUCGACUCUAAUCAAGUCAUUACAUCACAUCUACGGGUGCUGGUAACCCACUUCAUAUAUACAAAUAUAUAUAUAGAGAGAGAAAUAUAUAUGCGCCAAAACCCAACGAUACUUCAGUGUGAUUUUUAUUUUUAUUUUACAACAACAAAAUCAGAAGAAAGUGCUUUGUCCCAAUUUUUACCUCAAAAGUAGAAGUGCGGUCACAUUAGCUCAAUUUUAUGGACAAAAAGGGUUCACUGUCUGCCGUCAAAAAUGUAGCGGUGUGUGAAAUAGAGCUCA
Molecule: messenger RNA, 7833 nt
Organism: Carassius carassius (crucian carp)
Lineage: Eukaryota; Metazoa; Chordata; Actinopteri; Cypriniformes; Cyprinidae
Product: neuron navigator 2-like
Exons: 39
Coding region: 409-7524 (2371 amino acids)
Biological process (GO): nervous system development; neurogenesis
Molecular function (GO): protein binding; ATP hydrolysis activity
Source: RefSeq, a predicted model, not a curated record